ACGACACCACGUGGCCUGACCCUCUCCUACCCCGCGAGGGAGGGAGAAGCGAAGAAGCCAUAUUUGCUCGCUCCGCCCAAACCCGCUUUUCUUUUCUCCUCCGCCUCUCGCGAUCUCGUAAUGCUACUCCCCUCCCCCUUUUCUUUCCCCCGAAGCUUUCCUCUCCCUUCGAGCUCUGACCCCUAACCACUUCCAUUUUCCUUCGAUCCAACAAACCCUAGCGGAGAAUCGUCGUUCCCCCAGCAGGAGAUGGCCUUCAUGGCGGUGCUCGAGUCCGAUCUGCGGGCCCUUUCCGCCGAAGCCCGCCGCAGGUACCCGGCGGUGAAAGACGCUGCGGAGCACGCGAUCUUGAAGCUACGUUCGCUGUCAAGUUCGAAUGACAUUUCUCAUAAUGGGGACAUAUUGAGGAUAUUUCUCAUGGCAUGCGAUGUUAAAUCGGUAAAACUGAGUGCCAUUGGACUAUCAUGUUUGCAAAAGCUCAUAUCACAUGAUGCGGUUGCACCAUCAGCUCUGGGAGAAAUACUAUCCACUUUGAAAGAUCAUGCUGAAAUGGCAGAUGAGAGCAUUCAACUCAAGACCUUACAAACUAUGCUAAUUAUAUUCCAGUCACAUCUACUUCCUGAAGAUGAGGACAACAUGGCUCGAGCUCUUGGCAUAUGUCUCCGGCUUCUCGAAAGUAAUCGGUCUCAUGAUAGUGUACACAAUACUGCAGCAGCUACUUUCAGGCAGGCAGUUGCUUUAAUUUUUGAUAAUGUUGUUUCUGCUGAAUCACUCCCCUCUGGCAAAACUAGUUCUGGAUGUCAUCUCUCUCGAAGUAGCUCUGUCACUGAUGAUGUCAGCCGCAGUUUCAGUCACUCAGUAUCAAUGGAGGUUUCUGAAGGGCCAACAUUGCGGGAAGGUCUAACUAAAGAAGGAAAACUGGGGCUUCGUCUGCUUAGAGAUCUGACAGCACUUGCUGCAGGUGGCUCUUCUAUUUGGUUGCGAGUUCAUUUGCUUCAACGGACAUUUGCUCUUGAUAUACUUGAGUUCAUUCUGUCCAACUAUGUUGCUGUCUUCCGAACCUUGGUUUCUUAUGAACAGGUCCUACGCCACCAAAUAUGUUCACUUCUUAUGACUUCACUUCGGACUAAUGUUGAGUUUGAAGGUGAAGCUGGGGAACCUACUUUCCGCCGUUUGGUCCUGCGUUCAGUUGCCCAUGUUAUUAGGCUCUACAGCUUAUCUCUUGUUACUGAAAGUGAGGUUUUUCUCAACAUGUUGGUAAAAGUUACCUGUCUUGAUUUGCCACUAUGGCAUCAAAUACUUGUUCUUGAAGUUUUAAGGGGCUUUUGUGUUGAAGUGCGGACAUUGCGUUUACUUUUUCAGAAUUUCGAUAUGGAUCCAAAAAAUACUAAUGUUGUAGAGAAUAUGGUUAAAGCACUUGCUCGUGUUGUUUCGACUAUUCAGCUGGUUCCAGAUUCAAGUGAAGAGAGUCUUGCAGCAGUUGCAGGAAUGUUUAGCAGUAAAGCUAAAGGAAUUGAAUGGAGCAUGGAUAAUGAUGCAUCAAAUGCUGCUGUUGUGGUUGCAAGUGAAGCCCAUGCUAUCACAUUGGCAGUUGAGGGUCUUCUGGGUGUUGUGUUUACUGUUGCUGCUUUGACUGAUGAAGCUGUGGAUGUUGGUGAGCUUGAGUCCCCCAGAUUUGAUUCUGAUCCACCAGCAGAAUGCACUGGGAAAACAGCCCUUCUCUGCAUAUCUAUUGUUAACUCAACGUGGUUGACCAUCCUUGAUGCUUUAUCUCUUAUCUUAACAAGGUCACAAGGGGAAGCAAUAAUAUUGGAAAUAUUGAAAGGAUAUCAAGCAUUUACUCAGGCCUGUGGAGUUCUUCGUGCUGUAGAACCACUGAACUCAUUUCUGGCUUCUCUAUGCAAAUUUACAAUCAACAUUCCAAAUGAAUGGGAGAAGAGGAGUGCUUUACUAUCUCCUGGGAAGAAGCCAGAACAGUUACCUGAUCAGCACGAUAAUGUUGUAUUGACCCCAAAGAAUGUGCAGGUAGCAUGGACACUCUUCAAUGUGGCACACCGCUUACACAAUGUUCUGGGACCUUCUUGGGUGUUGGUCUUGGAGACCUUAGCAGCUCUUGAUCGAGCCAUCCAUUCUCCACAUGCUUCUACACAGGAAGUUUCAACUUCUGUUUCAAGGUUGUCAAGAGAUACAUCUGGGCAGUAUAGUGACUUUCACAUCUUAUCUUCUUUAGAUUCUCAGUUGUUCGAAAGUUCUUCAAUGAUGCAGAUUUCUGCUGUAAAGUCACUUCUAUCUGCACUAUAUCAGUUGUCAAGUCAAUACAUAUCUGGAAAUUCCCAACAUCAAGUCAGCAAAAUGACCGUUGCAUUUUCGGUGAAGCGUAUGAUGUCCAUACUUGUGAAUAAUCUGCCACAGAGUGAGCCCAUAUGGGAUCAGGUCAUUGAUCAUCUUCAGCAGCUUGCUGAUAGUUCCAACGCACAAUUAAGAAAUUUGGCUCUUGAUGCAUUAGAUCAGUCAAUUUGUGCAGUCUUGGGUUCUGAUCGGUUUCAGGUGGCAGCAGAUGGUGAAAUGGGUUAUUUGGAAUGUGCCGUUUUAAAUCCAUUGGUGGUUUUAUAUUCUAAUCAAAGCAUUGAUGUCCGCACAGGAUCCCUGAAAAUUCUGUUGCAUGUCUUAGAGUAAUGUUAGCAUGGAGAGAAGUUGAACUAUAGCUCUAACAUUCUUCGGAUGCUGAGGGCUGUUGCUGAUGCAGCAGAGAAGGAUCUUAUCCCAUUAGGGUUUCAGAGCAUACGCAUCAUCAUGAAUGAUGGAUUAUCAACCAUAACCCGUGCAGUCUUCCAUAUAUGUAUAGAGGUCACUGGUGCAUACAGUGCUCAAAAAACAGAGAUAAACAUAAGUUUGACAGCAAUUGGCCUCCUCUGGACCGCGAUUGAUUUUAUCACCAAAGGAUUACAUCAUAGGCCAAUCCAGGAAACUGACAAGGUUACAGAAAAUGAAACCACUAUAAAGCAGACCAUUACCCAUGAAGCAUUUGAAGAUGAACAGAUUCUUCAAGCCACUAAAGAAGUUAGCAACCAUGCUCACUUGGAAAAUGUGGUUGAUUAUAAUAAAUUGCUUUUGUCAGUUUUCUCUAUACUUCAAAAACUUGGAGCAGAUGAGCGGCCUGAGGUAAGGAACUCAGCAAUUCGGACUCUUUUCCAAACUUUGGGCAGUCAUGGGCAGAAAAUCUCCAGAAGCAUGUGGGAGGAUUGUCUUUGGAACUAUGUAUUCCCCAUUCUUGAUCGUGUUUCUCACUUGGCAGCUACUUCAUCCAGAGAUGAAUGGCAAGGAAAAGAGCUAGGAAUUCGAGGAGGAAAAGCUGUCCAUAUGCUCAUACAUCACAGCCGAAACACUGCCCAGAAACAAUGGGAUGAAACACUUGUACUGGUGCUUGGGGGAAUUGCUCGCCUGUUGCGCUCUUUUUUACCUUUUCUUCAGAGUCUAAGUAACUUCUCUGUCGGCUGGGAACUUUUGCUAGAUUUUGUUAAAAAUAGCAUACUGAAUGGUAGUAAAGAAGUUGCUCUUGCUGCAAUAAGCUGUUUACAGACAGUCGUCAGUUAUCAUUGUCCAAAGGGAAAUCUAGCUGUGGCUUAUGUCAAAUCUAUGCUUGAUGUUUAUGAGCUUGUACUUCAAAGGUCCCCAAACUAUAAGAGUGCUGCAGCAGACAAGGUGAAGCAGGAGAUCCUGCAUGGUCUUGGAGAUUUGUAUAUCCAAGCACAAUCAAUGUUUGAUAUUGACAUGUAUUUACGGUUGCUUGGGGUUGUGCAAUCGGCUAUUAGAAACUCUAGGAGUACUGGUGAUAUGGAAAGUGAAAUUGGAAAUGUUCCACCAGUGCAGCGUACAGUUUUGGAGAUACUUCCUUUGUUGCGACCUACCGAGCUUCUACCUUCAAUGUGGUCCAGGUUUAUCCAGGAACUCCUCUGCUAUCUUAUUGGAUGUGAAGCAACUAUCGAUGGAAAGAAAGAUGAGAUGGGACUAAGUGGUGGUGGAAAGCAUGGUCCAGAUGUUGUACAGAUGGAAUCUCAAGUUGCUCUGGGUUCUGUUUCAGAAAACAAUGUUGAGGAUUCCUCUGGAACCCAGGAAGAAAGCCAUUUGAAAUGGAAGCAUGAUGUUCCUAAUGGUUCUGCUUCUCUUCAUUCUGGUAUUGCCACUUUGGAUGAUACGAUAGUGUACAGCUGGAGUCAUUUAUUUCAAGAAAAACUUGUCCCAAUCAUCGUAGAGCUUUAUCUAGAGGCUCCACCAACUGAAAAAUGCACUGUAUCUGCUGAUGUUAUUCGAGGACUUGGAAGGUGCAUGAGUACUAGAAGAGAUAACCCAAAGGGUUCACUUUGGAGAGUUGCAGUUGAGGGCUUCAACCGUGUACUUAUUGAUGAUGCAAGCAGAGGAAUUAAGGAUUAUAAAAAAGACCCAAAUACCUAUCGACCUAUAAGAAUACGUCUCUGGAAAGAGGUAGCAGAUGUAUAUGAAAUAUUUCUUGUUGGCUCUUGUGGGCGUGCUCUAUCUUCUGAUGCUCCUUCAGCUGAAGUGCUCAAGACUGAUGAGUUAAUUGAGUUGACUGUUCUGAGUGUUCUGGGUGACAAGGUUCUUAAAGGCAAAAUAGAUGCUCCUCUUGAGAUUUUACAACGGUUAGUUACAACUCUUGAUCGUUGCGCAUCCCGUACAGGUUGUUUACCUCUAGAGAGUGCUGGCCUUAUGCCUUCGCACUGCAGCAGAUUCUCAUUAAGCUGCUUACAGAUGAUUUUUUCUUUAUGCAGUUUUACUUCUGAAGACAGUUGGCAUCCAAUGAGAUCAGAAGUUAGCAAAGUCUCAAUUGAUAUUCUUAUGAGGAGAUGUGAAAUUGUACUAAAUCAGUUUUUGGAUGAUGAAAAUCACCUAGGUGAACAUCCACUGCCAAGUGUGAGAAUUGAAGAGAUGGUUUGUGUCCUUCAAGAGCUUGCUCGGUUGGUUAUUCAUUCCGGUACAGCAUCUGUUCUUCAUUUACCAUCACACCUGAAAGAAGCUCUAGAAAAGAAUGAGAACUUUGGGCGUGCCCAUCUAUUGGUUUUGUUCCCAGCAUUCUGUGAGCUUGUUAUGUCAAGUGAAGCAAGAGUAAGGGAGCUUGUGCGCGUGCUGCUAAGACUCAUUGCUGUGGAGUUGGGACUGCAGCAUGUAACAUGAGAAUUGAUCAACAGAAUUGAGCUUGUGCACGUCCUGCCGGAGGCUCGUUGCCGUGGAGUAGGGACUGACAUAUAACAUGAGAAUUGAUUAACAGAAUUUCUUUGGUUGGAUACUCUGUACGCAUACCCAAAUUAAUGACGUGAAAUCUCAUGUAAUGUAUCAACUCCACACCCCCCUACCCCCGCGCGCGCGCGCGCAUUCUGAUCCAUUGUAAUUUUACUCGGAAUGUUCUGCUUGCUUUUUAUAGAAUGCAGUCAGCGUUGUAUCAUUUCAAACAUAUCAUGUUUCUUUCUUUUUUCCUGUUUGUUCUUUAUUCAUAAUAAUUGUUUCUUUA
Molecule: messenger RNA, 5524 nt
Organism: Phoenix dactylifera (date palm)
Lineage: Eukaryota; Viridiplantae; Streptophyta; Magnoliopsida; Arecales; Arecaceae
Source: RefSeq, a predicted model, not a curated record